Molecule: messenger RNA, 2055 nt
Organism: Aquila chrysaetos chrysaetos
Lineage: Eukaryota; Metazoa; Chordata; Aves; Accipitriformes; Accipitridae
Product: plasmanylethanolamine desaturase-like
Exons: 6
Coding region: 17-997 (326 amino acids)
Biological process (GO): ether lipid biosynthetic process
Cellular component (GO): endoplasmic reticulum membrane
Molecular function (GO): plasmanylethanolamine desaturase activity
Source: RefSeq, a predicted model, not a curated record
GCGGCCCCAUUUCCCGAUGCUGCCGCGGGCCGCAGCGCUGGCGCCGGGCGCCUCGCCGGGGCUCGGGGGCCGCUCGCCGCCGCCGCCCGCCGGCCUCGACGACGACGAGGAGGAGGAGCCGCCGCCGCGGGGCCGGGCCAUGGCGAGCGGCGGCGGCGGCGGCGCCGCCGCCGCCGAGAGCGUCCCGCGCCGGGCGGAGGCGUCGGGGCCGCAGGCGGAGGCCGCGGAAGAGCCCGAGGGCGGCAGCCGGCGGUGGGGCGCGCAGCACGCCGGGGCCCGCGAGCUGGCCGAGCUCUACUCCCCAGGAAAGAGACUACAAGAAUGGAUCUCUGUCAUCUUAUGCUUCUCUCUUAUCUGUUUCAAUUUUUACAAUCUUCUCUUCUACUUGCGACUGGAACACACACCCUCUGUUAUUGUUGGGAUAUUUGCAGGAGUUAUUACGGCUGACUUUCUAUCAGGAUUAUUUCACUGGGGAGCAGAUACCUGGGGAUCUGUGGAGCUACCCAUAGUCGGAAAGGCUUUCAUCAGACCCUUUAGAGAACAUCAUAUUGACCCUACAGCAAUUACCAGACAUGAUUUUAUAGAGACCAAUGGAGACAACUGCUUUAUGACACUAGUCCCAUUGGCAAACAUGGCGUACAAAUUUGUUUCUUUUUCCCCAGAGGCAUUAUGUGAAACAUGUCCUUGGGAGUGUUAUGUCUUUGCCCUUAUCAUCUUCAUAACCAUGACGAACCAGAUUCACAAGUGGUCUCACACGUACUUUGGUCUUCCACGCUGGGUCAUAUUUCUACAGGACUGGCAUGUUAUCCUGCCACGGAAGCAUCACAGGAUCCAUCAUGUGUCUCCACACGAGACGUACUUCUGCAUUACAACUGGUUGGCUGAACUAUCCAUUAGAGAAGAUAAGAUUCUGGAGGUGUUUGGAGAACAUUAUCCAAGGAAUUACUGGGGAGAAGCCAAGAGCAGAUGAUAUGAAAUGGGCUCAGAAAAUUAAAUAACUUUUGCCAGCCUUCUGCAAUCCUUAACUUGUUGCCAAUGUUGUUUUUUAAAAAAAAAAAAAAAAAGCCAUCAGCCAAAUUCAAGACCUGCAAAGAAAUAACAGACUCUAAAGCACAAACUAAAAAGUGCUAACACAGACUGUAAUGAAAAGAACUAAUUCUUAAAACAAUACUUGAAAUGAAGAUGAUUACUCUUACUGAGCACCUUUUUGUUUAGCCAUGUCUGCUUACAUCUUAGAAAAUGCUUCAUCACUGUAUCUCAUAAGGCUAUCAGGCAAGCCAGAAGGCAGGACAGUCACUCCAUUGGUACAUGGUGGCAUAGUAAACAUGUGUUGUAUCAACAUUAUUUAACACUUCAAAAAUAGCUUGUUGCCUAUGACCUAUAGGGGGAACGGUGACAACAGUUUGUCACUUCAUGUUUGAGUCCAAAUACGUUGCAUGAAAACAGUGUGUCAGAGUAAUGGAAGCCUAUAAAAUCAUCACUGUUCAAUGCACUUAGUAAUUGAUAAAGUUAGAGCUCUGUCUUCGCUAUCAUGUUAAAUCUAAUUGAUGUGAUGUGGAACAGACUUCGAGAAUCCCACUCCACCAGUGGGCCACGAAUCCUCAAGUGUCUUCAGCUUCCCUUAAAAUAAAAUUGUUCUACUAUCGACGUGGAAUUGAGCAAACCGUUUCUGCAUAAGCCUUCAACUUAACAAGCCUCUGAGGAGAGGGAGGGCACCCAGUACAACACAUGCUCGCAUUUGUUCAUGUGGAGUGCUCGCUGAUGAGUCUUCUAUUAAGUGUUUCCUACCCUGACAAUAAAUGUUUAAAAUAGUUCUAGCAUUGGGCACAUUGCAAAUAGCUGUAUUAAAGAGCUCAAGGUAUCAAACUUGUAAUGUUAGAAGGGAAAUGUCAAUGACUGGUAUUUUGUUCUUUUUUUUUUUUUUUUUUUUAAGGUGCUUGCUUGUUUCUGUAAAUAAUAUAAAGCCUUAAUCUCUUCUGGUGUAAUGGAAUAAUAUUUUAAUGUGAUGUUUGAAUGUAUAUAAUAUAUUUAUAACAAAGCAGUUGGAUAAUACUAA